Molecule: messenger RNA, 1179 nt
Organism: Cuscuta epithymum
Lineage: Eukaryota; Viridiplantae; Streptophyta; Magnoliopsida; Solanales; Convolvulaceae
Source: the annotation of a GenBank genome assembly
GGUAGAGGCUGGAGGACAUGUCUAUAUUCAUCAUGUCACCCACUUGGCGGAUAGCCCCAGUCCCAUCUCUGGCGUUUUACGGUUGCAGCCUGCCCUCUUUCAUCGCAAAAGGCUCAGCACCUGCAAGAACGGCUCUUUGUAUCACGAGGAACGGCAGUGCCUCUUCCUCAACAAUGGCGACUAACCCCAAACGCAAGCUGCCCGUGUUGCUCUUUGACGUCAUGGACACCAUUGUUCGCGACCCAUUUUAUCACGAUGUCCCCGCCUUCUUCCGAAUGACCAUGGAGGAAUUGCUAGAAAGCAAGCAUCCAACUGCAUGGAUUGAGUUUGAAAAGGGGAAGAUAAGUGAGGCUGAGUUAGAAAGAAUUUUUUUUAAAGACGGGAGAUCUUUUGAUCUCGAAGGCCUCAAGAACUGUAAAAGAAGAGGAUAUUCUUACAUUGAAGGCGUUGAGAAAUUACUUGGUGUGUUAAAGGCAAAUGGCUAUGAAAUCCAUGCUUUCACAAACUAUCCUAUAUGGUACACAAUGAUUGAAGAGAAGUUGAAACUUUCGAAUUAUUUAUCUUGGACAUUCUGCUCCUGUGUAAUGGGAAAGCGGAAGCCUGAUCGUGAUUUUUACUUGGAUGUUCUGAAACAUCUAGACGUUGAGCCAGCCAGCUGUAUUUUUGUUGAUGACAGACUAAGGAAUGUUGAAGCAGCCAUUGAAGCAGGUAUCAAGGGCCUUCAGUUCAAGAAUGCAGAUGUUUUGCGCAAAGACCUGUUACUUCUGGGUGUUGACAUUCCAACCGGUGAAAGUAGUUAAGAUCUGGCUCAGUGUUCUUAGGCCUGCCGCUUUCGCUCACCCGAAAACAGGGGCAUAUCGUAUGCAUACUCUUUUGCCACAUAACGAGAAAAGUGCAUCUUCUUUUGAAUGAGCUGUUUGGAGGUAUGUAGAGAGGAGGCAAGAAGAGUUUAACGUCGAGCUGUUCAUGUUUCUGCAAAACUUAUCAUCAUAAGAAGAGAUAAAAAUUGUAUCUGGUUAUAUGUGUUCAUGUGUAAGUUUUUUUAAUAGGCUCAGUGUUUUUAUUUAAUAAAAGAUCCAUACAUCAAACAUGUAGUCAUAGUUCCAUAUUACUUCCAUAUUAGACCCUAACAAGUCUUGUUUCAUUUAAAAAAUCCAUUUACAACUAAGGUAUAGUUUC